AUGGGAUCGACUAGACGACAUGACUUCCAGCCUCAGUCUACCCAGCAUGUAGACUCCGGCGCUCACGAGGGCAAUUACUCUACUCGGCCCUUCUCCGCUCUUCUAGGUUCCUCGGAUACCGCCAGGCACAACCCGUCACCAAAAGACGAUGACAGUGAUAGCAUUGACACUGUCAUCUACGAUGGCCAUUCCAUCGAGAGUCGUACUCUCUUGCCGGCUCCCGACCUCUCACCCCCCGACAGACCCCCCAGUGCUAACUCCGACACUCACACCGACACGGACUCCGAACUCGCCAGCGAAAAGCCGGUGACAUGGCGUUCGUUGCCUAAGAAAGGUCAACUCGCCAUCCUGACCUUUACCCGUCUAUCGGAGCCGCUCACCCAGACCUCCCUGCAGGCGUACAUGUUCUAUCAGUUGAAAUCCUACGAUCCCUCGUUGCCGGAUUCUACCAUCUCCGCCCAGGCGGGUAUCCUGCAGGGUAGCUUUACCGCGGCGCAGUUCCUGACGGCUGUGUGGUGGGGUCGGCUAGCUGAUGCGGAGUGGAUGGGUCGGAAGAGGGUGCUUCUGAUCGGCUUGUUGGGGACAUGUCUUUCGUGCAUAGGGUUUGGGUUCUCGAGAUCCUUUGUCGUUGCUGCAGUGUUCCGGAUCAUGGGGGGUGUCUUGAAUAGUAAUGUCGGGGUGAUGAGGACGAUGAUUGCGGAGAUCAUUCAAGAGAAGAAGUAUCAAUCUCGGGCCUUCCUGCUGUUGCCGAUGUGUUUCAACGUUGGUGUGAUUAUCGGUCCUAUCUUUGGCGGUAUGCUGGCGGAUCCACUGAAGAGUUAUCCCCAUCUAUUUGGCCCUGGCACUGUGCUUGGUGGGAAAGAUGGAGUGUGGUGGAUGGAACGGUGGCCGUUUGCUUUGCCUAAUGUGCUCAGUGCGAUUUUCAUUUUUGUUUCGAUGAUUGCUGUUUUUCUUGGACUGGAUGAGACGCAUGAGUUUGCGCGUCAUCGAAGCGACUGGGGUCGAAAGCUAGGUCGCACGUUGGCGAAAUCGAUGUCUCGACGGAGGCCGGGUCGGUAUUAUCGUCCACUGGUCAACCAUGCCGAUGAUGAGUCACUAUACGUCGAUGGAAGCGUGGCCGGCACAUCGGCACCUUCCAGCCCAGUUCGAGCUCGUAGCCGGCCUCGUCAGAAACGCCCGGGAUUCCGUCAGAUCUGGACGCCCAAUGUGCUACUUACAUUGCUGGCCCAUUUUCUGCUUGCGUUCCACACCAGUGCUUUCAACUCGAUGACCUUUACCUUUUUGCCGACUCCACGUGCUCCGGAAAAGACCUGGGAAUGUUUCCAUUUCGGCGGUGGCUUAGGAUUGCCCUCGUCCCGAGUUGGUCUCGCAACCGCCAUCAUCGGGGUCAUUGGUCUUCCGCUGCAGAUUUUCGUAUACCCUCAGAUUCAGUCCCGGCUGGGGACCCUUACCUCCUUCCGCACUUUCUUGCCGUUCUCGCCAGUGGCGUAUGCGCUGAUGCCGUUCUUGGUGCUGAUUCCGCGAUACCCAUGGUUGGUGUGGCCGUCCUUCACGAUAGUGGUUGGAUUGCAGGUCAUUUCGCGCACCUUUGCCCUGCCUGCCGCGAUCAUUCUCGUGAACAACAGCGUCACAGAUCCUACGGUUCUCGGCACCGUUCAUGGUGUUGCCCAGAGUAUAUCGAGCGGUGCUCGUACCCUCGGACCAAUGAUUGGCGGCUGGGGUCUGGGGCUCGGGCUCAAGCACAACCUGGUCGGUGGCAUCUGGUGGGCUCUCGCCUUUGAAGCUUUGGUCGGAUGGAUGCUACUUUGGUCGAUCUACGAGGGGAAAGGGAUUGAGAAGAAGGUGGAGCGGACGGAGGAGUCGGAGGAGUCGGAGGAUACUCGGUGA
Messenger RNA from Aspergillus affinis, 1887 nucleotides. RefSeq names its product putative MFS multidrug transporter. The coding region runs from base 1 to 1887 and encodes 628 amino acids. Gene Ontology annotation, biological process: transmembrane transport. NCBI's taxonomy places the organism in Eukaryota, Fungi, Ascomycota, Eurotiomycetes, Eurotiales, Aspergillaceae. The transcript is spliced from 3 exons. The record is from RefSeq and is a predicted model, not a curated record. Gene Ontology annotation, molecular function: transmembrane transporter activity.